This is a messenger RNA of Galeopterus variegatus (Sunda flying lemur), 2797 nucleotides long. RefSeq names its product FYVE, RhoGEF and PH domain-containing protein 6-like. The transcript is spliced from 3 exons. The record is from RefSeq and is a predicted model, not a curated record. Lineage: Eukaryota; Metazoa; Chordata; Mammalia; Dermoptera; Cynocephalidae. The annotation marks the transcript as partial.
CGGCUGCUCGCGCCCGGGAGCGCGGCUGGGUCUCCGGAGCCGGCUGUCUCCUUUGUGCGGCGCUCGAGUUGCGCCGCCGUACAGCGGGACAGUAUGUGGGCACUGCGAGGGCUCUUCUCUUCUGCCCCAACUCUGGAAACAAUGGACUGAAAGGGGAACAUGGAUUGAGGGGCGCGAGCGGGGAAGCGAGCUGUACGGGGGAAUCAUGACUUCUGCCGCUGAAAUUAAGAAGCCACCAUUGGCCCCCAAGCCAAAGUUUGUGGUGGCAAAUAAUAAGCCAUCUCCGCCUCCUGUUGCACCUAAACCCGACGUUGUGAUUUCUAGUGUUCCACAGUCAACAAAGAAAACCAAACCAGCAAUAGCCCCGAAACCAAAAGUUCUGAAGAAUGCACCUGUUCAAGACAUUGAGCAGUUACCAUCGAGGAAAAUCACCUCAACCCUGGAAGAGCAUAAACAGGAAUUACCUGAAAGCACUGACAACUUUACUUGCAAGAAUGUAGGGGAACAGAGCAACAAUUAUAUUUUACCAAUGUGUCCUGACAGUUCCGAGUGUAUUCAUAAGCUUGGGAAGAGAGACAAUUUGUGUGUAAAGCAGCUUGUUUUAGAGCCCCUAGAAACGAAUGAAAAUUUAGAAAAUAGUAAACUUGAUGAGUCCUCUUUGACUAUAAAAACUAGGAGUAAAUGUGUUUCUCAUGGUGAAAAGGUCAGGAACCAGACUGGUGCAGUUUUAAAGGCAAGCGUCCUAGAAGAAAAACUCAAAAAUGUUUUAACUCAACGAACAUCAACUUUUUGUUCCCUACAGAAGCACAGAUCCACAGACAACCCAGAAAUGAAUUGUGGCUGUAAUCCUAACAGACAAGUCAGAAUUGAAUUUUCAGAUUUGUCACCUUCCCUAUCCAGCUUUGAAAAGUUUCCUGAUCAUCUCAAUUGCCAUGUACAGCUUCCUAAUGAAUUUCAGAAUUUUGAAACCUGUCAAGAUGGCAGUGAAAAAAGCAUUAGUUACUUUCAUUCAUCUGAACUACAAGACCUGGAAAAUGGUAAAAGGAGUACUUUUAUAUCUUCAGAUGGAGUUGGCAAGAAAUCAGAAGUCAAAGACCUCGGUCCCUUAGAAAUUCACUUAGUACCAUAUACCCCCAGAUUCCCAACUCCCAAGCCCAGAAAGACACACACUGCUCGUCUGUUACGCCAAAAAUAUGUAGAUACUCCUAGUGAAAGUACUGAAGAACCAGACAAUUCAGAAAGUAGCUCCUCUUGUCUUAACAAAGACAGUUUGAAAAACAGUAAAAUCAGUGUUCUUCAUCACAGUGUUUUGUGUAACCAGGAACAGGUGGGCAAAGUGAAGCCAGGAAAUAAAAGUGAUUUGAAUAUGGACCCCAGCAGUGACAGGCAGGACCUGGUCAAUUCACAGAAAGCUGUGUGUCAUGAAACAUCUUCCUCUGAAAAAAUGGUACCUUGUUUAGAUACAAACUCUAAUUUGAGUUCUGACAGCACAACAGUAGAUGGUUCUGAUAUGUCGCUUGCUAUGGACACAGAAACCAGUUUUAUAAGAUGCAGUACUUUAUCUAUGAGCCUGCCUAAGCAGCUCAAAUUAACUUGCAAUGAACAUUUUCCUACUGCCUGUAAGCUGGGAGUGUCUGCCACUCAAAUGCAAAAGGAAUCCAUAAUAAAAGAGGAAAGUUCCUCAAGAAUUGUCCCCAAAAAACCUCAGAGACACAGCUUGCCUGCUGCAGGAGUACUUAAAAAGGCUGCCUCCGAGGAGCUUGUGGAGAAAAUUUCUCCCUCAACUGAAGAAAAAAAUUCAGAGAAGGGCCUAGAAAGAAAUCACCCUCAGCAUUUGUGUGCUCAAAACCAUGGUAUGUCAUCAUCCUUUGAUAUGCCUAAACGGUCUUCAGAAAAGCCAGUGUGGAAAUUACCUCAUCCUAUUUUACCCUUUUCAGGGAACCCAGAAUCCUUGAAGUCUAUCACCAUAUCCUCAAAUAGUGAACCUUCAACUUCCCUAACCAAGCCUAGAGCAAAAUCAUUAUCUGCUAUGGAUAUGGAAAGGUGCACUAAAUCUUGCAAAGAUACUUCAAAGAAAAAUUCUUUAAAGAAGUUGCUCCAUGUGAAACUGUCCAUCUGUUUCAUGAAGAGUGACUUUCAGAAAUUUUGGUCCAAGAGUAGCCAUCCCGGAGACACAACCACAGGCAGCUUCUCUGGUGGGGAGCGGAAAGGCAUUGAAAAUGAUUGGCAUGGCUUGUUGGCAAAGGAAGAGAAGAGAAGUAAACCCAUCAAGGCAUAUUCUGCAGAUAACUGCAGCCUGGAAUCUCAAAAGAAGAGGAAGAAGUUUCGAGGGCUGACCAGUGCAGCUAAUGGACUAAGAGCUGAGUCUUUAGAUGACCAAAUGCUCUCCAGGGAGUCAUCACCUCAGGCGCCUUGCAAGUCUGCUACAAGUGGCUGUGCACCAGAAUAUGAAAAUAUACGCCAUUAUGAGGAAAUACCGGAGUAUGAGAACUUGCCGUUUAUUAUGGCUGGAAGGAAAACUCCAGAGUUAGAAUGGCACAAUUCCAGCAGCAUGGAGGACACUGAUGCAAAUGUGUAUGAGGUAGAAGAGCCAUAUGAAGCUCCAGAUGGCCAGCUGCAACUUGGACCCAGACAUCAGCAUUCCAGUUCUGGAGCAUCUCUGGAUAGACACAAUGAUCUGGAUCUUGAUCUUGGUGACCUUCCCUCUGAUGAGGAGGAAGUUAUCAACAGUUCUGAUGAAGAUGAUGGCAGCUCCGAGUCUAGUAAAGGAGACCCUGACCCACUGGAAGAUAAGCAG